Xyrichtys novacula (pearly razorfish) is the source of this 3097-nucleotide messenger RNA. Lineage: Eukaryota; Metazoa; Chordata; Actinopteri; Labriformes; Labridae. The record is from the annotation of a GenBank genome assembly.
GAACACAAUCAACUCCUGAGCACAACUACUAGUCUAGGAUUACUAGUCAAUUAUCGACCACUUCAUUCAUCGUCGCCGGGAUGUCAGACGCCAAGCAAAUCGCAGCACAAAAAAGGUAAAUACACACGUCUGGCCAGCUUUAGCUUUUCAUUUCAUAUUAUUUUUAACCGCGUGUAAAUAUUUGCUCUCUGUAUUUUGUUUAAUCUAAAAAAAAGCCGGCUAAAUGAGCAGUAGCGACAGCCUUUUAUUGGAUUGACUCAUUAUUUGUCUGUAAUGUAGCUCACAUGUAGGUCAUAUGCAUCACUGAAUUGAAGGAAAUGUAAUCUUUGUGUCCUUACAGUGCUAAGAUUGCAGCUGGAGCUGUUGUGUGUGUUGAGAGUGAAAUAAGAGGAGAUGUGACUAUUGGUAUGAAUCAGCUUAUCAUUAUAAACUACAUUUUAAUGCUACAUCUCUUAUAAUUCAGCUGGUAUAUGUUUACAAAUAAGAUGAGAUAUUUUUAUUCUUUUUUUUUCAGGUGCUAGGACAGUUGUCCACCCCAAAGCACGGAUUAUAGCAGAGGCUGGGCCUAUUGUGAUUGGAGAGAGUAAUCUAAUUGAGGAACAGGCUCUUAUAAUUAACAGGUGCAGACUGUAGUACAGACUAUCCAAUUAGUUGAUCCCUAUAGUUGCUCCUUAUGUGGUUUAGACUGACUGCAUGUCUUUUUUUUUCUGCAGUUAUCCAGAAAAUAUCAUGCCAGACACAGAGGGAGUGGAGCCGAAAACAAUGACAAUUGGGGCAAAUAAUGUAUUUGAAGUGGGAUGUGGUAUCCUUUACACUGAAGUGACAUAACUGAGAAAUGAAAUAUGAAUUCAGUUAUCAGGAAGUAUUUGGAUGGGUUAAAGAUGUGAUCAAGCUAAUGCAGCAGCAGUGUUUCUAGUAUCCACCAGAGAGCAGUCAAGCUUUUUUUAGCUUUCAAGUGUCCCACUCAGUAAACACAGUAUACCUCAUCUUUCUUAAUGUGCUAUCUUUGUUUAGAAAUAAUCCUUAAUGACUCCUCCACAGUCUCCCAGGCUUUGAAAAUAGGAGACAACAAUGUGAUUGAGUCUAAAGGUAAUUACUGUAAUCACUCUCUGUAAUCCCAUUAAGAGUCUGCAACAUGGAAAAAGUACUUUAUUACUGCUGAAUUUACCUCAGAGUACUGAUAUACUCUGCACCAGGGGUGUGUCCGGACUUUUUUUGACUGUGGUGGGCCAACCCGGGGGGCACUGACAUAUGCUGGGGUGGCAUGAAGUGUGUAAGCACAAACACUCAAGGUCCUUCCACACCGGGGCCGACGCGAAUAUAGAACGCAAAAUUAUGAAAUACCUGGAGGCAAAUUUUGACGCACCUGACUAUACAUAUCAAGCCCGAUGCGAUUUUGCAACUUUCCGGGUGGAAAAAAAAAAACAUCCCGGGGAAAGUCCCACCUCCUUCGCCUCUGAUUGACUAGAAUAGCUGGAAACUUCAUCACACGCUCAAGCCAAAUGGUCAGCACUUCUAGCCAAUCAGAGGCGAUAAGAUAAGCACAUGAAACUAUGGUAACAACCGUUAGCUAACGUUAGCACAGAUGAAAGUUAAAACAAAGACGUUUAGCAAACUGUUAAAGCCGGUCGGCCAUGUUGGAUACACCGCUCCCGGUGUGAAAGGACCUUACCUCAGAAUUUCCACCACAUCCGGAAUGGAGGCGAUUUUCACCGUCCACCAAUUCCUUCCAGAUCCAUUUGUGAGGCGAAUUUUGUGGCGGACAGCGGGAAUCGCAACAACUCAUUAGAACCUGCAGAUUCAUGUGCAAUCGCGUAAUAAGGAGUUGUCUCUGUAAAGACAGUCACAUAACUUGAAUGGUUUCGAUCAGCUGCGAUCAGCAGAUACUGCAUUUUCGUAGCCGUUCCGGAUGCGUUGGAAAUUGGGGGUUAGGAUGUUCUGAAAAGGACUGCUCUGCUGGUUUAACAGAAAUUUGAAGUCCUGCCAGCUAACUUGUCUAAAACAAAACAAAAAAAAUCACAAAAAAGUUAUGGAAAAACUUACUUUUACAGUUUGGAUGCUAAAAGAAAUUCAGACCAGAACUAUUUACUAACCUGAGCUGUAAACACGUAUAACUUUGCUGUAAAAAAUGUGCAUUUUCACAUUAGUGUUCAUGAAGGUUGCUUGGGUUUUAGCUUCCUGCCUUGAGUGGCCAUUUGAGGAACUUGGAUAUUUAUUUAAUUUUAUGCACCAGAGAUUGCCAGCUUAGUGUAAGAUUUAAGGGCAGCAGCAUGGGUGGCCAAUCAGAGGGGAAUCCACACCACUCAGCCAUCUCUGUAGAUCCAGCCCUGAACCUCAUUAAUGGAAUCAAGCAGUCUUGCUUAGUGAUUUACAGCAUUUUAAAGUAUUGUUUUUACUUCUAUAACAUAUCAGAAAAUGUGUUUUGUCUGUGUAAAAUCCCAGCUGAUCUUGGGAGAAACGUGAUUCUGACCAGUGGGUGCAUCAUCGGCGCGUGUUGCCAGGUCAACACGUGUGAGGUCGUGCCAGAGAACACAGUCGUGUACGGUUCGAACUGCAUUCGGCGCGUGCAGAGCGAAAAGCCACAGGUCAGUCUCCUACGUUGUUUGUCUACAUGCCUGCCGGUCACGAAGUUUUGUUUACCUGUGCACAGAUGCGUGUAAACAGAGUAGCUCUUUUCUGUUUUUUUUCAAUCUUUCAGCCUCAGACUCUGCAGCUGGACUUCCUUAUGAAGAUUCUGCCCAACUAUCACCACCUGAAGAAGACUGCCAAAGGAGGCACGCCUGUGAGAAACUAAGAUGAAGCAAUAUAUGGUGAAGCAUCCCAAAGCCAUUGCACACAUUCUCCUCUCAACUUGCACUUGUCUUACACUUUAAUGUCAAUUUAAAAACCUCUUUCACUGUUAAUCCUUUAUAUCUUCUUAAAUCUGAGGAAUUAAGUUAUUGUGAUUAUGCUCUUUUGAUUUCAGACCAAUAUGGAGAGUAUUUGUGAUUAACUUUUAAAAUUUCCUGUGCCAUUUUAUUGAUUAUUCCCAUAUAUAUUUAUAAAGCUGAUGAAAAAUGAUAUAAUUAUCGGAAUAAAGAUGAUAUCAUCAAGCUUA